Molecule: messenger RNA, 757 nt
Organism: Arachis duranensis
Lineage: Eukaryota; Viridiplantae; Streptophyta; Magnoliopsida; Fabales; Fabaceae
Exons: 4
Coding region: 183-419 (78 amino acids)
Source: RefSeq, a predicted model, not a curated record
CUUGUUUUACGACAUUGCUUCCACAACAACUAAGGUUGAAGGUUGAAGGUUAGUUAGUUGUUAACACUUAAAACCACAAAAAAGGUAGAAGAAGAAGAAGAAGAAGAAGAAGAAGAAUACAGCACAGCACAGCUCACACAAGAAAAAAGGGAGAGAAAAAGAAAAGGAAACAGAGAAAAGAGAUGGGUAUGUUCUGUAGUUGCUUCAAUGGUGGAAAUGGUAAACGAAUGACAAAAGAAGAAGAGAGAUUAGCGUCUGAAGAAGCUCGUGCCAAAGCUGCUGAAGCCGCUGAGAAAAGGCAAGCGCAAUUUGAGAAUUCUGCAGCAGGACGAGCUGCUCGUGCACAGCAACAUGGAAUGGCAAAGCAAGCAGCAAACGCAAACAAAGGCGAACCAGUGCUAAAGUGGCAGAUGGGUUGAGGUUAGGGAAUUUGAUAUUAGAGUCAACUUUCAAUUGUGUGUAAGUAUUAGCAAAGGGUGCGGCAAGGUUCUAUGCAGCGCGAGCUUCGCUUUCUGCGAAGAUGAACAAAUUGUGUGUGCUCAGUGCUGCAAGCGUAUCAUUAGUGCCAAGUUGUUUAUUAAAUAGUCUUUGAUUGUAAAGAUUAUGUUGUUAAUUAGUUAAGAAUAGUUUGAUACCCUUUAAAAAAAAUGCUAGAUAUUUGGUAGCAACUUUAUUUUCUCUCUGUAGUUCAACUCACCAAUGUUUGAAAACGAAAAAUGGAAAAGGGAGAGAGUUCAACUCAACCAGUUUAGAUUUU